Molecule: messenger RNA, 5591 nt
Organism: Ceratitis capitata (Mediterranean fruit fly)
Lineage: Eukaryota; Metazoa; Arthropoda; Insecta; Diptera; Tephritidae
Product: (E3-independent) E2 ubiquitin-conjugating enzyme
Exons: 13
Coding region: 276-4985 (1569 amino acids)
Source: RefSeq, a predicted model, not a curated record
CGCUAUCAAUUUUCAUUACUUCAUAAAAGCAAAAAAUUAAUUCCGUUAAUUUUUGGCCAAAAAUCGAACAAAACAACAAAAAAGUUAGCAAAUAAGAGAAAAAUAGUAAAAUUACAAAAUCUUUUUAGUGCAAAAAACGGUAAAUACGUAAUUUAGAAGCGCCAAUGUGCAUAUUCUACAGAAAACGAAAAUUAUUUCUAACGAGAAUAAAGUGGGUGGAGAAUUGAGUUACAAUUAAAGGAUCGAAAUACAAGAAAAUCGUAAUUAAUUAUAUCAUGGCAACGAAUGCAAAUGAUAAUAAUGAGAAACAAUUAAGCAAAGAUGAGCAGGAAGGCCAAUCUAACCAAGCUGAUGCAAAAAAUCCAAAAACUGUAACAACAACAGCAAGUACCAAAAUCACAAAUGUCGCCAAAAAGCAUUCUAGUGAGAAAUCAAUGCAAUCUCCUUGUGUGCAAGAAGACAAGUCGAUGGCACCUGAAUUAUUAACAUUACAAUCGGGUACACCAAUUGCACUGAAAACACCUACAACUGACGACGAUAUUGACAGAGAAGCAGAAAAUCAGAAGGAUCCUGGGCGAGGAGGUAACAUUGGUCUUGCAUCGCCUCCGGACAAUCAAUACUUUUUUGAAGAUGAAGUUUUUCGAAUUGAUAAGAAGGGACAUAUCAAAUUUGGACUUAUAACUGAAACGGCUGAGACGUAUUCCGCUGAUGAAGAUGAAGAUUUUGAAGAAAUGGUAUUAAAAGGUGAAGUUCGAAUAGCAUGGUAUCCUGAGGGUAAAGAGGAGGUGCAUGUCGAAUCGGCGAUUGGCUUAGCUGAUCGUACACUAAUGCCGGGUGAUGUGGUACGACGUUUGGUACCAGGCAAAGAUACCCAACGUGGGUAUUGCCGCAAUAUUAGCUGCCACGCUGAUGUCAAAGUUCUGGGCACAAAAUAUGUUAUCAAAAACGUAAUGACAGAACGUUUACGUCCUAUAAAUUGUUGGCAACGUGAUAGCGCUGUUUGCCUAGACUCUUGGGUUGGCAGCACCAAGGAUGUAGAGGAAAAAGCGGUGUUGAAAUCAACUGCGGGUACAAGAAUUGAAAUUACGUGCCAAAAUUUCUAUGGUUUUACGGAUUACUAUUCGCGCGAUUCUCAAGGUAUUUUCAACCCUCAUGUUUUCUUUCCUGGCAACGUAAUAAUAGGACGUUUACAAUCGUUGGAUAAUGUUAAGUUGUUAACACCUAAUAUACCGAUACAUAAAAACAAAAAAGGCAAACCCUUGAGAGGAAAGUAUACGAUUGAAUCUGUUGAAACUGAUUCGGUGUGGGUACAUUGGCAAUGUAAGGCUCUGUCUGAGGAAAGCUCCAUCGACACUUGCAUCUUAGAACAGCCGAAUCCUUGUGUCAGCGGCGAAGACCUGAAGCGGUUAAAGCGUUUAAAUCUCUUUGAAUCAUGUAUGCUACAAAUAAGCGACCGUAACUACCUGAAAUUUUCGAACUUGGAUAGUUAUAUUAAAAAAUCACAGUGGGAAAAAGAGCAAGCUAGCAAAUUUAAAUUGAUACUUGAACAAAUUCAAAAAAAUGAAAUGCAGACCGGUAAGAAUUCCAGUUCAGGCAACGAAAGCUUUACAAAUUUAUAUAAUAGUAAUCAUGCCGAAAGAACUAGAAAGAAGUCUAGCUUGAUUGACGUCGAUGCGAAAAUGGUUAAACCUAAAAAGUCUACACUGAAAACAGAAAAGCUAAGCACUGCUAGUAAAGAAAAAAGCACAAAUGAAGCAUCACCCGAGAACACCGCUUCCAACGUCUUGCCGGCGAGAAAAUCAUCAAAGUCAAGUGGCGAUACCGAAUGGGUGACAGACGACGAAGAUGAGGAUGAUGAUGAUGAUGUUUAUUCCAACGAUGAUUUCUUUGCGGAUCGUGUCAGCACCACAACCUGUUCAAGCCCCUCGCCGCAUCAAAGUCCAAAACACAGCAAACGACAUCUUUUGAAAAAGAAAAGCAAAACAACUAAUAAACCUUCGCCAUUACUAUUACCCGAGUUCCAGCCAAAAGAAGGCGAUGAAUUGGUGACUGAAACUUUGCUGGUAUACAGCACUGCCACAGUUGUUUGGCAGGAUGGCACCGUGGAAGCCGGCAUACCGGCGACACAAUUGUACCCCAUACAUCAUUUAGAUAAUCAUGAAUUCUUCCCCGGAGAUUUCGUUGUGUCCGGCAAAGAAGAAGGCGAUAUAACGUAUCGUGACUAUGGCGUGGUACAAACGGUCGAUCAUCAGGGGCGUAUAGCGCGAGUUAAAUGGUUUACCACUUAUACAUCCGCAGAUGAACCAAAACCCACAUAUAAUGGUGAAACAGAAGUUAGUGUUUAUGAUUUGAAAGAUCACCCGGAUUUUCAGUAUCGUCCUGGUACUAUGGUUAUACGUGUUGCGAAUUUCUCGGGCGAAGAUGCUGUUUGCACGGCUGGACAAGUUAUCGAUAAUUACAUAGAUGGUCGUGCGAAAGUGUGGUGGGUGGACGGACACAUCAGUAUGUGUUGGCCGCAGGAUUUGUUUGAAGUUGGUCAGUAUGAUCACGCUGAUUGGGGGCAUGAAUCCGACGAUUCAUGGGAAACCGAAUCGGAGAAUAGCGAGUUGGGUGGCAGUACACCAGUGAUAGCGCUGGAAGAGUCUCAUAUAAUAACGAAUAUUGAGCGUACGCGUGUAGCUAUCGCCCGUCUGGAAGAGAUUUUCAAUAUAAGUCCUAAUUUACAAAAUGCUGAAGUAAUGAAAAACUUGUUAAAUGUUUACAAAGGUUGUCGAUACCUGGAUCGUUUAUUGAACACCAGCUUCUUUCAUGAAGAUAACUUUCAGGGUCUAAUUGAGCGUGUACGUAAAGGCGGUACACAAUCGAUUUCGGAACGUGCGCAAGAUCGAAAAAAUCGUCUCUUUAGUUACGUCCACGCUGCAUCACCUAAUACUAAGCAGCAACAACAACAGCAGCAGCAGCAGCAGCUUAGUCAACCGAUCUCUAUGCGUGGACAAAGGCAACAGCAUUCCCACUAUUAUGCAGUUGCUUCAUUGGAUAGCGCACAGAAGACGCCAAAAGCAGCAACUUCUAACGAAGGCACGAACGAUAGCACUAAAUCGAAAGAGUAUGCACCGAAAAUACUCUUCAAUAUCUCGCCCACGCCUUUUAAGUCCCCUUCAUCUCUUGUUAAUGUUCCUGGCUCGAGCGCUACUUAUUCAGCUAGCGGCGCAGCAGCCUCUGUAGCUUUGCCUGCACUCAAGCUAAAAUCUGCCACAUCAAUUUCUACGGUAACCUUAGCACCAUCAGCACAUAAUGUGGCAGUUAAAAGCGUCAGUAAGACAACAGCGAUCUCAAAUGAAACUGCAGCAGCAGCAACUGGCCAAGAGGAUAGCAACACGCAGAGCGUUCCUGAUGGUAAAGCUAUGAUGGCGACACGCGCUGGUGCCAGUAACUCUUUAGCGCAUCAACAGAGUAUGUUUGCACAGAAUAAUCAAUUGCUCAACUCGGCCAUGAUGAAUAUUGAAAGAGCCUUUGAAAAAACGUGUCAAUUAAAAUCUGUAAUUGCAACAUCGCAGGAUGAUUCCGGCAAUUAUUCGCGCAAUGAAAAUUGUGAUGGCAGCUCGACUAGCCACGCCAGCUAUUCCGAUCUCACUACUGGUGAUGUUAAUAGUUCAACGAAGGUUAUCGAUGAUCAAAAAUCCGUCUCUUGCAGUAGCAUUGAAUUCAAUGAAGACACAGCACCAGAAAUGGAUUGUGUACGCUUGUGUGCAUUGUUGAAAGAACAAUUAGUUAAAUGUAUACAACAAAUACGGGAAAAAUAUUACAAAGGUGAAAAUCUCAAUUUGAGUGAAGUCUUCAAUUUUGAUGGCCUUGCGGAGGAAACGAAAAAGUUAGAACAACUGAAUGCUCAAGAAGAAAAACCAACUGCAGAGCAGGCGGUUAAAACUCCCACAACAAGUGACGAAAAACAACCGGUAACGGACGAAGCAGUAGCAAGAGUUGAAACGAAUGAAGAAACAGCAUCGAAAUCGCACGCAUCUGUUGUCAGUACGCCAAUCGAGUCGAAUGUGUCACUAAGUGCGCCAACGGAAUAUUUCCAAGUGUUACCGACGGCGCCAGCUGGACACAAGUUUCAGUUGACAAUUUUCCAUCCGAACAAUACCCAGCAGUAUUAUAAGGCAGUGCAGCGUGAGCAUCGCAUGUUGAAGAGCUCGCUACCACCCGGCGUUUGGGUUAAAGUUUUCGAAGACCGAAUGGAUUUGCUGAGCGUCAUGAUUGAAGGACCUAAAAAGACACCAUACGAAGAUGGUUUAUUCUUUUUCGAUAUACAACUUGGUCGUGAUUAUCCAAAGAGUCCGCCUCAAUGUAGCUAUAUUAGUUAUUGUUCGGAUCGUUUAAAUCCGAAUCUCUACGAAGAUGGUAAAGUCUGUGUAUCUCUAUUGGGCACAUGGGCCGGCCGCGACUCGGAAGUAUGGGGCCCCAACAGUACUCUACUACAGGUUAUUGUAUCCAUACAGGGUCUUAUAUUAGUACCUGAACCAUAUUUCAAUGAAGCGGGCUAUGAGAAGCAAAAAGGCACCCAACAAGGUAGCGAAAAUUCACGUAUGUACAAUGAAAUGGUCAUUAUAAAAAUGGUGCAAUCCUCAACGAAACUGCUACAGCAGCCGCCGGAACUUUUCCGACAUGAAAUACACGAACACUGGAAAGUGUAUGGCUUUCCUAUGUACGAACGUAUUAAAGGUUGGAUGGAGUUAUCCAAAUUAAUGCCAAAUAAACCAAUCGAAGAGGCUACAACGCAAAGUGCAACAGCAGCAGCAGCAGCAGCGUUGCAAGAUGCAGCACAGCAAGCGACUGUUGUGAAUACCGAGUGUAAUGCUGAAGUUAAUUACACGCCACCCGAUUUUCCACUUGUACCUGCAAGCCGUGGCUUUUGUUUAUCAUUAGCUGGCCUCUUAGAUAUAUUCAAAACGAAAUUAAUUACGCUAAAUGCGAUUGGCAAAUAACAAACUCACAAAGGCAAAGCGAACAAGUGAGGGCGUGGAACACCAAAGCAACAAAAAUUUUUGUGUUCCGCAUUCAAUUUGUUAUAGCUUUAGAUUUAAUAGAAAUGUUUUUGGAAAUUGCAUAAAUGAAGCUAAAUAUUGUAUUUAUUAUUAUUUUUAUUUCUUUAAAAAUAUAUUGCAAUUUUUUAUGGCGUCCACUCGAUGUGUAAUGUACGAAAAGGAAAAAAAAGAAAGUUGCUGUCGAAAUCGCCUUAGCGCAUUGUCAAUUCGAUUUUUACACGAAAACUUAUAUAAAUAUGCUUCUGUACAUAUACAGCUGUGCGUUUGCAAACAAUUCCAAGUAAUUUGUAUUAUGGCAAAGUAUUAAAAUGAUAAAUUUAAAUGCUACUUUGUAUAUAUAAAUAUAUUAUAUUUUGUUACACUUCCUAAUUAGUAUGAUUAUGUUUAAUUGUAAUUAUUUUUUUUUUCGCUUAUCUAAAUUAUUAUCCAAUCUGUAAUAAUACUCACAAAACGCUGCGAAUAUUAAAAGCGAAUUGUCGUAGAAAGAAAAGUUUUUUUUUCUACAAUGAAAUUUUUGAAUCUCAAAAAAAAAAGGCUAAAUUUACA